Thyridium curvatum is the source of this 1191-nucleotide messenger RNA. RefSeq lists its product as uncharacterized. The record is from RefSeq and is a predicted model, not a curated record. Bases 1 to 1191 code for a protein of 396 amino acids. The transcript is spliced from 2 exons. Gene Ontology annotation, cellular component: cytoplasm. NCBI's taxonomy places the organism in Eukaryota, Fungi, Ascomycota, Sordariomycetes, Thyridiales, Thyridiaceae.
AUGGCCGCAGCACCGCCGUCUGACGCCGCCGCCGCCGCCAAACCCGGGACGUCCUACUCGACCGACCCGGCCCUCUACCUCUACACCUCGCUCACCGCCGGCUCCUCCCACAUCGUCACCGCCACCUCGCGCCUCGAGACCAUCCUGCGCGCCAACCGCGUGCCCUUCAAGGCCAUCGACAUCGCCACCGACGAGAAGGCCCGCAUGCUCUGGGGCCGCCGCGCCGGCAAGGACGAGGGCGGCCGCCUGCGCAAGCUGCCGGGCCUGGUGCAGAUGGGCCUGGUCCUCGGUGACCUCGUCGAGAUCGAGGACUGGAACGAGUACGGCGAGCUCAAGCAGCAUGUGACCAUCUACUACGACGACUUCACCCAGCCCCCGAUCAGCCAGAAGCCCAAGACCCCUCCCCCGGCCGUCAAGAAGCCGGCCAUCCCGGCGGCGACGGCCGCGUCAGCCGCCGCCGCCGCACCUCCCGCACCGCCGCCGCCGCCCGCGAGCAAGUCGACUGCCGACUCCUCGACCGGCCAACAACCCAAGUCGGCCGCCGCCGCCGUCGCCGACACCGUGUCCAAGGUGACGAUGCCCAUCCGCAGCAUCGCCGAGGAGGCCGCCGCCAGGGCCAAGCAGGUCCACCUCCAGAGCCUCCGGGAUAAGGUCUACGGCAAGGGCGGGAGCAAAGACGACGACUCCGCCGCGGACAAGGACAAGGACAAGGCAGACAAGAAGGACGACGGAGGAGAGGAGGAGGAGACGUCAGCGGGCGCCCCCAAGACGCCGGAGAAGAAGCAGGUAAAGAGCAUCAGCAUCCCCCCGGCCGCCGCCGACGUCUCGACCGCCUCGCUGUCGACGACCCGCAGCGCCGAGCCGGGCCUGCAGUCCCCGACGACGGGCACGUGGCGGGACGGCGCCUCGGCGCGCAGCCGGGGCGGCGCGGCGAUGCACACGGUGCAGAGCCCCACGUCGACGAGCUGGAAGCCGACCGACGUCGACGCGCCCAUCACGACGUACCAGGGCGCGCGGGUCGCGUCCGUGUCCGAGGAGGAGAUCCAGGCCAUCGAGAAGGCGCAGGCGAUUGAGGAGAGGCCCGAGGAGGAGGAGGAGGAAGAAGAGGAGGAGGAGGAUAGUGAUGAGGAGGAAGAGGAGGAGGACAAAGAGGGCGAGAAGAAGAAAGAUACCACGGCGGGGAAGAAGUAG